This is a messenger RNA of Callorhinus ursinus (northern fur seal), 2066 nucleotides long. RefSeq names its product methyltransferase 15, mitochondrial 12S rRNA N4-cytidine (gene METTL15). Gene Ontology annotation, molecular function: rRNA (cytosine-N4-)-methyltransferase activity. The record is from RefSeq and is a predicted model, not a curated record. Gene Ontology annotation, biological process: rRNA base methylation. Lineage: Eukaryota; Metazoa; Chordata; Mammalia; Carnivora; Otariidae.
AGAAGGUGGCCGAGACCCGGGAGCUCUUUUGGAGCCCACCCCAUGCCUUUGGGGGAACUUCCAGAGGUCGCCGGAUUCGCCCAGGACAAAGAAAACACGCUCCUGCUCCCGCUUCCUCUCCUCAACUCUCAUUCAUCUGAGCUCAGAAAUUUGUUGACCUACAGAAUGCUUCGAUACCCAUAUUUUUGUAGGAUCUAUAAAGAAUUUCUUUCAUGCUGGUUGGAAUCUGGCAUAUUUAAUUUAGGUGUCUGGCCAAAAAAAAUACAUGAUACAACACAAAGAUAUAAUGAAUAUGAAGCCCAGAUGCAAACAGAUCAAACUGGAACUCAGGAGAUACACAGAUCUCAAGAUAGAGAUUUUGAAGCCAUGACUAAAUUACAUAUUCCGGUAAUGGUGGAUGAAGUUGUUCGUUGUUUGGCACCACAAAAAGGCCAGACUUUUCUAGAUAUGACAUUUGGUUCAGGAGGACAUACAAGAGCCAUUCUACAGAAGGAGUCAGAUAUUACUCUGUAUGCCUUAGACAGAGACCCAACAGCUUAUGCAAUAGCCGAACAGCUUUCAGAAUUGUAUCCUAAACAGAUCCGAGCUAUGCUAGGCCAGUUCAGCCAGGCAGAAGCCUUAUUAAUGAAAGCUGGAGUGCAGCCAGGGACUUUGGAUGGAGUUCUUUUGGAUCUUGGGUGUUCCUCCAUGCAACUUGAUGCUCCUGAAAGAGGUUUUUCCCUCCGGAAGGACGGCCCCUUGGACAUGAGAAUGGAUGGUGGCAGGUACCCUGACAUGCCCACCGCAGCUGAUGUUGUGAACGCUUUAGAUCAACAGGCACUUGCAUCCAUCCUGAGAACAUACGGGGAGGAGAAGCAUGCCAAGAAAAUCGCUUCAGCAAUCGUUCAGGCACGCAGCCUUUACCCCAUCUCCAGAACCCAGCAGCUUGCCAGCAUCGUUGCAGGUGCAUUUCCUCCAUCUGCUGUUUUUGCACGGAAAGACUUGCUACAACGAUCUACCCAUAUUGCUACCAAGACUUUCCAAGCUUUUCGAAUAUUUGUGAACAAUGAACUCAAUGAACUUUACACAGGAUUGAAGACAGCUCAGAAGUUUCUGAGACCUGGUGGCCGCCUUGUUGCCCUCUCCUUCCAUUCAUUAGAGGAUCGCAUUGUCAAACGAUUCCUGCUUGGGAUAAGCAUGACAGAAAGGUUUAACCUAAGUGCUAGACAGAAAGUGAAACAAGGAUUGCAGUUGGGUUCAGGUCAUGAAAACAAAGAAGGAGCCUCUAUAGGCAGGGCCCCUUUAAUGUGGGAAUUGAUACACAAGAAAGUACUUACUCCAGAAGAUCAGGAUGUACAGGAUAACCCCAGAGCACGCUCAGCCAAGCUUAGAGCAGCCAUCAAAUUAUGAGAAAGAAAGUUUUCAUCAUUUGAUCCUUCAGGUUUUCCCUUCACAGUUUCUCUUUUUUUUUCAUGUAUAUUACUGAUCAGCUUAAUAUAAGAAAGUAUGAGAUAUAUAUAUAUCUGUCUAAAGAGAUGUACUAUAUAUGUGUGGAAAUUAAGGGUAUUUACCAUUUGUUUCCUCAGAAAGAAAAUGUCAGAAAUAUUAGCAUGACACAGAAAAUUCAAGGAGCAGCAGCAUCUCAAAACUGGAAAAAUGUGUUUAUCUGAGCAUUAUAUUUAACUUUUGAAAUGCAGUCCUUUCUCUAAUCAGGAAAUCUUUUAGAAAGAAGAGUACUAUGUGUAUUUAUCUAAAUAUGUAAGCUCAAGCUGUCAAAAGAGAGAGAUUAUAAUUGUAUCUGCAUGCUCUAAAUUCUGAAUUUAGAUAUUCAGAUUUGCAACAGACUUUCUGUGGAUCAAAUAAUUAAUGAUCAUGGAAGAAAUUUUAAUUUCUAUUUGGGAAUAAUUUAGUAGUACUAUAUAGUCUUCUUAAAUAUAGGUAUUAUGCAAAUUUAAAAUUUUCAAGUGUUAUUUUUAAAAUGCAUCAUACUGUUAAAUGUCACUUUUGAAAUUAUAGUGUUGUUUCAAAGGGUUUUUACAAUAUGAUAUAUGCCAUUUUAUCACAUUGCAAGGCAAAAAUGCAGAAUU